This is a messenger RNA of Histoplasma capsulatum G186AR, 378 nucleotides long. RefSeq lists its product as uncharacterized. The transcript has a single exon. The coding region runs from base 1 to 378 and encodes 125 amino acids. NCBI's taxonomy places the organism in Eukaryota, Fungi, Ascomycota, Eurotiomycetes, Onygenales, Ajellomycetaceae. The record is from RefSeq and is a predicted model, not a curated record.
AUGCUACCGGCGGUAGAUUCAUUGGCCCUCGAGAGGCCAUACACAAAACACGAUAACAACAUCGCAGGCGAUCCUAACGGAUGGGCUGCAAGCGCUCACGUUCACUACCAAUGGAAACUCUUAGAUGGCAAUACCCCUGUCCCAGUACGUCCAGGGCGCAUUCUGCGUCAUGGUGGGAAACACCAUCUGCUGGUUCACAUUGCUUUACUGGAUACCGCACGCGCAGACAACCUUCUCUCAAGGAACGUACGCUUGUCCUCUUUCAUGUCUCCACCGAGGACUGCGCCCUCCUUUCUUCUGUACAUGCUACCGAAUGAUGACAACCGAUGGGAGAGUCAUGAGCUGCCUCAUGAGGAUCACCUAUAUAAAGCCCCUUAA